AUGGCAACAGGAAAGCCGAAGCGAUCCCCAGAAGUAAUAGAAGAUAUUUUAAUCCAACGAAUCUUCUUAGUCACAUUAACGAAUACGGAUAAUAAACAAGUGAUGUAUUUAGAGAAGAUGGCAGUUGAAAAUCUCCGCGAAGGCAAGUCACUUCUUUUGAAUCGUGAUCUGAUGGACGAAGUUCUUGUUGGCAAACUUUCAGGUCAGUUUAGUGGUAAAUCGCUGUUUCAAUACCUUACCGGUUGCUAUGGUCGUGCUUUUGAAGAAGGUAAGAAGAUUAGUAAUAUGAAGGAUGUCGAUCUGCAGUCUUCUUUACUGAAUGGUGUUAUAAAACCAGCAAAGAAAUUACUUGCUCGUUACUGCCAGAUUGACUUGUGUAACCCAGAUAUGUUUCCGCACAGCGAAAAAAUAUCAGCAGGUUCUGCCUUAUUGCAGAUAAUCUUUUCUGCAGUUUCACAGAAUAGUAACGCAUGUGGAAACGAAUUUCUGAAUGAAUUUUUCACAGAAACGGAUGAUUAUGAGAUUAUGGCUCCGAUUUUUAAGGAUUUGUACGAUAGAUUGAAGCAUGAGAUCAGUAAAGUUAAUGAUUCGCCACUUGGAAAUUUCGUUCCACCCUUGAAGGUUUUCAGGAUGUUAGUUCGUUUUCCGAAUGGUGGAAAAGCAUUGGUGAAUCACCCAUUGUGGUUACCUAAAGGUGAAGCUGUGAACGGGCGCGUAAUCGAGGAAGAGAGUAUACUGGGUUCCUUUUUCCAUAUUAGUCAUUUGACUGACGUGAUGAUUUCAGGCCAGCCUGAUUUUGAGCUCUUAGAUUCCUCAAAUUCGUCAGCAUCUCACCUAUUUGAGCUUUCAUCUGCAAACUUACCCGCAAUCAUGUGUAACUUAUACGACGGCCUUGAAGACAUUCUUUUAUGCUUGCUGAAUAGUAAAGAUACACGAGAGCGUGUUCUGGAGUACAUGGGCGAUGUCAUCGAGAGAAAUUCUUCUAGGGCGCACAUGAACAUUGACAAGGUAACUUGUGCAAGUUCAGGUAUGUUUGUUAAUCUCAGUGUAGUGAUGCUACGGCUUAGUGACCCGAUCUUAAACUGUUUAGCAAAGAGAGACAAGAUAGACGCGAGAUAUGUGUCUAUUGGUACUCGUCUGAACUUGAGAAGACUAACUACUCUUCAUGCGACCGAAGAAGAAAUUGGGGCAUGGGCUGAUGAAAAUAAGUAUGGGAAGAGUCAGUACGGUUUUAUAUGCGAGUGUUUUUUUAUGACUGCUAGGGUCCUUAACUUGGGAUUACUCAAAGGUAUAUCGGAGUGCAAGAGUCUUACUAAAGACUUGUCCACGUUUAAGCGUGUACUUACCGAAGUGGAGGCACAACCUACCACUCCUUAUUCCCUAGAGGAGAUAGCACGCCUCAAUCGAUUAAUUGGUUUGCAGUCUAAUGAAAAGUCGAGUUAUGAAUUUCAGUUGGAUAAUAAUCUUCAGCAGGCAUUGUCUUUCUACCGGUUGAUGAUUGUUCGGUUGGUAGAUUCUGUUGGCGGGUUUAAAAUGCCUUUGCCAAGGAGUUGCCCUGUGGAGUUUGGUUGUAUGCCUGAACACUUUGUUGAUGAUGCAAUGGAGUUGCUUAUAUUUUCCUCUGAGGUUAUACCUAAGAAACUGGAUCCCUACUUGCUAAACGAUUUUAUGAACUUCAUUAUUAUGUUCAUCGCAAGUCCGAAUUAUAUCACAAAUCCUUAUCUCAGAGCCAAGAUGCUUAAACUCUUGAACUGUUGGACGAUCAAGAGAAAUGAUUCAGCUACAGCAGGUUCCCCUUAUCAAGGCCAUCAAUUAGCUCUUGCUUCUCCUUUUCAAGGCCAUAAAUUAGCUCUUGGUCAGUAUCUGGUUGGAUCUUUGUUGAAGUUAUAUGUCGACAUUGAGUUUACUCAGUUUUUAGAGAAAUUCUUCAUACGUAACCAAAUCACACAACUUCUCAAGUACGUGUGGGAAGAACCAAGCCAUCUGGAUGCAUGGAAGAAAUUUGCCAAGGAAGAGGAGAAGGGUGUUUAUUUGAACUUUUUGAACUUCCUAAUAAACGAUAGCAUAUAUCUUCAAGAUGAAGGGUUAAACAAAAUCCGUAAACUUAAAGAAAUGGAUAAACAGAGGAAAAUGGUUAAAGAGAGGGAAGACAGAACUGAUGAGUCCCAUUCUGAGGUGGAAGAAGAGCCCCAUUCCGAGUCCCAAUCUGAUGUGGAACGUGACAUCAGGGAGUACAUAGCGUUAGCGUUGGAUAAUAUCAACAUGCUAGCAUUCACUUCUGAGCAGAUUACUGCUCCCUUUCUUCUUCCCCAGAUGGUUGAGAGAAUAGCUAAUAUGCUGAAUUAUUUCUUGGUGCAACUAGUCGGACCUAAACGGAAUUCUCUUAGCCUUAAGAAUGCUGAAAAAUAUGGGUUCGAACCGAGGAUAUUACUAAGGAAGAUUAUCAGCAUUUACGUUCAUAUAGCGAGGGAUGAUAAGGAAAAUACUUUUGCUGCUGCAAUUUGUAAGGAUGGUCGAUCGUAUAGUGAUAAAUUAUUUACUGAGGUAGCAAAAGUACGUGGAUUAGGUGAAGAUGGAAAUUGGAUGGAACUGCAAGAGUUUGCUAACCUUGGUGCCAAAGUCAGACUUGUAGCUUCAGAAGCAAUGGAUGCAGAAGCGGCACUGGGGGAGAUACCAGAUGAGUUCUUAGACCCAAUCCAGUGCACGCUGAUGACAGAUCCAGUGACUCUUCCUUCUUCUAAUGUUACAGUCGAACGUUCGGUCAUCGAAAGGCAUCUUCUUAGUGACACCAAAGAUCCAUUCAACCGGUCACAUCUUACCCAGGAUAUGCUCAUUCCCGAUGUCCAACUGAAAUCUCGAAUAGAUGAGUUCGUCAGGUCACGAAUCCAGCAUACUUCAUGA
This is a messenger RNA of Papaver somniferum (opium poppy), 2901 nucleotides long. Its product is annotated as probable ubiquitin conjugation factor E4. The transcript is spliced from 2 exons. Gene Ontology annotation, biological process: protein polyubiquitination. Gene Ontology annotation, cellular component: cytoplasm; ubiquitin ligase complex; nucleus. The record is from RefSeq and is a predicted model, not a curated record. Gene Ontology annotation, molecular function: ubiquitin-ubiquitin ligase activity. The coding region runs from base 1 to 2901 and encodes 966 amino acids. NCBI's taxonomy places the organism in Eukaryota, Viridiplantae, Streptophyta, Magnoliopsida, Ranunculales, Papaveraceae.